GUUAUUUGCUCACACGAAGCACAAAAUUCAUCUUUUUUCCCCUUCAUCAUCUUCUUCGUCUCGUUGAGUUUGCUUCACGUGACCUAGUUUAUCUUUUGCACGUUGCUGUUUAGUUCCUCAGUCUCGGUCACUUCCACACCGAUAUCGAUGUUGUAGCGAGGAAUUCAACGCCGAAUUUCCUUCACUCGAGAAUUAGUUCGUCAAUAGUUACCUGAAGCUUAGAGUGAUCCGUUUUCAGGGAGAAUCGAACAGAGGCUUCUGGGUGAAUGGUAAACGAGGAGAUGUCUGGGUUCGUGGGUGUUGUCGUUUCGGAUCCAUGGCUGCAGAGCCAGUUCACACAACUCGAACUUCGAAAUCUCAAUUCCAAGUUUGUAUCGUUGAAGAAUCAGAGUGGAAAGAUCACCAUACAAGACCUCCCUCCUCUAUUGGUGAAGCUCAAGGCACUUAAUUCAACAUUCAAGGAGGACGAAAUCAGGGAUAUUCUGUGUGAAUUGAGUUUUGAUUCAAGCAGUGAUGUGGGUUUUGAAGAGUUUCUCAAGAUAUAUCUCAGCUUACAAGGUAAAGCAGCUGAGAUCUCUGGUGGUCAUAAGAACGCAUCCUCGUUUCUUAAAGCUAGUACAACGACACUUCUCCACACUAUACACCAGUCGGAGAAGGGUUCUUUUGUUCAACACAUCAACAGAUAUCUUGGUGAUGACCCUUUUCUGAAGCAGUUCCUUCCACUUGACCCAGAUUCCAAUGAGUUGUAUGAGCUUGUGAAAGAUGGUGUGCUUCUUUGUAAGCUCAUAAACGUAGCAGUUCCCGGGACUAUAGAUGAACGAGCGAUCAACACGAAGAGGGUACUUAACCCGUGGGAGAGAAAUGAGAAUCAUACGCUUUGUCUCAACUCUGCGAAAGCUGUUGGAUGCACUGUUGUUAAUAUUGGGACACAGGACCUGGCAGAAGGACGGCCUCACCUGGUGCUCGGAUUGAUUUCACAACUCAUAAAGAUUCAACUGCUCGCUGAUCUCAAUUUAAAGAAGACGCCUCAGCUUGUUGAGUUGGUAGAGGACAACGAUGAUGUUGAGGAGUUGCUGAGAUUACCCCCUGAGAAAGUUUUACUGAAAUGGAUGAACUUCCAUCUUAAGAAAGGGGGUUUCAAGAAAACCGUCUCAAACUUUUCUUCGGACUUGAAGGAUGCACAAGCCUAUGCUUACCUGCUCAAUGUUCUCGCACCUGAACACUGUGACCCGGCUACACUAGAUUCAAAGGAGUCUCUUGAGAGGGCUGAACUGGUUCUCAAUCAUGCAGAGAGAAUGAACUGCAAACGAUACUUGAAUGCUCAAGAGAUUGUUGAAGGAUCUCCAACUUUGAACCUCGCAUUUGUGGCACAAAUAUUCCAUGAAAGGAAUGGUCUAAGUACGAAUGGUAAGUAUUCAUUUGCGGAGAUGAUGACCGAAGAUGUACAGACUUGUAGAGAUGAACGAUGCUACCGGCUAUGGAUCAACAGCCUCGGGAUUGAAAGUUAUGUCAAUAAUGUGUUUGAAGAUGUUAGAAAUGGAUGGAUUCUCCUGGAAGUUCUUGACAAGGUCUCUCCUGGGUCAGUGAAUUGGAAGCAUGCUUCCAAACCGCCCAUUAAGAUGCCAUUUAGAAAAGUAGAGAACUGCAAUCAAGUCGUAAAGAUUGGGAAAGAGCUCAAAUUCUCACUCGUAAAUGUAGCUGGAAAUGACAUAGUUCAAGGGAAUAAGAAGCUCAUUCUUGGUCUGUUGUGGCAGUUGAUGAGAUUUCAUAUGCUCCAACUUCUCAAGAGUCUGAGAUCGCGGACACGAGGUAAAGAAAUGACUGAUGCAGAUAUCCUCAGCUGGGCCAACCGGAAAGUAAGAACUAUGGGGCGAAAAUCGCAGAUCGAGAGCUUCAAGGUUCGUUUCUUCAUAUCAACUUCAAGCACUUAUCUUAUAAAAUAUGUCCACCAUCACUUUCUAGUGAAUGUGAAUCAAAUUGAGUUUCUUCAGGACAAGAGUCUAUCGAACGGGUUAUUCUUCCUCGACCUUCUAUGGGCUGUUGAGCCAAGAGUUGUAAACUGGAAUCUUGUCACCAAGGGUGAAACAGAUGACGAGAAGAGGCUGAAUGCUACGUACAUAGUAAGCGUCGCAAGAAAGCUCGGUUGUUCGGUUUUCUUGUUGCCUGAAGAUAUCAUGGAGGUGAAUCAGAAGAUGAUCCUAAUUUUAACGGCGAGUAUAAUGUACUGGAGUCUUCAGAAACGCUCACACUCAUCGGAGAGUUCGGAUUCGUCGUCAACUGAUCAGAGCACAACCACGACGUGCACCAGCACAGACGCGUCCCCUGCUCCAUCUGUCACGGCAGAGGACGAAGUUUCCUCAUUGAGCGGCGAAGUCUCGAGCUUGGCCGUUGAAGAAAACGAGGCUGAUGUGGUUUCAGACAUCCCCACUGCCUCAGAGGACACACCCAACGGAUAGAGAGAGAGAGAGAGAGAGAGAGAGAGAGAGAGGAGACGAAUAUCUUUUGAGAGAGCAAAGGAGCUUUUGUUAACAUACUCUUGUAAUCUGUAUGUGCGUCUCAACACAUGUCUGGCAUCUUGCGCAUUCUACCUCCUUAGAGAGAUGUCUAUAGAAUAGAUUCCCGGCUACA
Messenger RNA from Eutrema salsugineum, 2628 nucleotides. Its product is annotated as fimbrin-1. The record is from RefSeq and is a predicted model, not a curated record. The coding region runs from base 267 to 2456 and encodes 729 amino acids. Gene Ontology annotation, biological process: actin filament bundle assembly; actin filament network formation. Gene Ontology annotation, molecular function: actin filament binding. Gene Ontology annotation, cellular component: actin filament bundle; actin filament; cytoplasm. The transcript is spliced from 14 exons. Lineage: Eukaryota; Viridiplantae; Streptophyta; Magnoliopsida; Brassicales; Brassicaceae.